Messenger RNA from Vanessa tameamea, 3084 nucleotides. RefSeq names its product transcription initiation factor TFIID subunit 4-like. The transcript has 10 exons. The coding region runs from base 7 to 2550 and encodes 847 amino acids. The record is from RefSeq and is a predicted model, not a curated record. Lineage: Eukaryota; Metazoa; Arthropoda; Insecta; Lepidoptera; Nymphalidae. Gene Ontology annotation, cellular component: transcription factor TFIID complex. Gene Ontology annotation, biological process: DNA-templated transcription; transcription initiation at RNA polymerase II promoter. Gene Ontology annotation, molecular function: DNA binding; RNA polymerase II general transcription initiation factor activity; protein heterodimerization activity.
UAUAAAAUGGCGUCAGCCGAGUUUUUAGAGCAAGCUUUGUCUAUAGACGUUGAUGAGAAUGCAGUAAACGCGAUCGUGGGUUCGCUUGAAAAUCAUUUAGUGACGUCCGUUUCGUCAAUAUCAUCACAGAACAAUUUAGUAAAUGUUAUUCCUAAUCAUCUUAAUAUUACUUCAAGUGCAAAUACCAUUAAUGGACAAAAAUAUAACCAGGACCAAAGUGAUGGUGAUAUAGGUUGUGUAAAUUUUCAACCAUCCCUCGUUUCUUGUGCAUCAUUUAGUGUUCCAACUUCAUUUGUAUCACAAUCAAACGUAUCACAAAGUGUUUCAAAUAAUGGUGAACCUCUAAAAGUUAUUAGUACGCAAGUACAAGGUUUGGCUGUGUCAGAUAGUAAUACACCGUAUUCAAUUCGGUCUCUUUCGAACAAUUGCGUUAAUUUAUCUUCGUCUCAGGCACAGAUAUCACAUUUAAUACAGGGAAGUAGUGUAGUAUCUCAAUCUGGGAACAAAACGAUUAGUAUGCAACCUCCUUUGGUUUUAAAACAGGGUACAACUUCUGGUCAAGUUGGCAUGCAACCUAAUAUGGUCACAGUGCCUAUGACAGUGAAUUCUAGCAUGCCUGGUUCUAUACCAAAUGUUAUGACUAUUAAUAAGCCAGGAGGGCAAAACGUAGUAGUAACAACACAGAAUUUGGGUACAGCACAACCUGCUAUAUUGCCCAAUGUGCAGAUAUUGAAUAUGCGACCGGGCGCUCCAGCUGUUGCGUCACAGAAGUCUGUAGCUACAGUAUCUCCGCGAGUUGUUAUUGGGACUCCACAGGUGGUGGGAACUAGAGCAGCUGCUCCUGGAAUAACGCUGCAAACACUUCAAAGUCUACAACAGGGGCAACAGGGUCAUUUGUUGUUAAAGACUGAGAAUGGUCAAUACCAGCUGUUGAGGGUCGGCCCCGCGCCCGCGGCCAGCACUCUCACGGCGCCUCAGCCGCAGACGCUCCGGCUGUCGACUGUGCCGGCACAUCCAGGCGUAGCGACGCUGUCGACCAGUGUCGCUUCACCCAGUCAGAUGGCAAACCAGAUGCCAGGUCAGAUGCCGGGCGGGCCGGUCGCCACGCCGGUACAGCUCCCCACGGUGACGACCAUCCCGACUCCCUCACCCCAGCCCCAACAACCCACUGUGACGACGCAGAAACCUCUAGACAACACGAAGGAGAAAUGCAGGAAUUUUCUUGCCAAUCUGCUAGAUCUGUCCAGCAAAGAGCCAAAGUCUGUCGAGCGGAAUGUGAGGAACCUAAUCCAAGAACUGAUAGACGCCCAGGUGGAGCCUGAAGAGUUUUGUGAUAGGCUCGAACGUUUGCUCAAUGCGAGCCCACAACCCUGUUUAAUAGGAUUCCUUAAGAAAAGCUUACCGCUACUAAGGCAAUCCUUGGUUAUAAAAGAACUGGUGAUCGAAGGAAUAAACCCCCCUUCACCCCAUGUCGCUUUCUCAACUCUUUCCGGGCCCGCGCCGCAGCCGGUUCUCGCUUCCUCUAACAUUCCAAUGCAAAAGCCGCCACCAAAAGCGGGCAGCACGAUAGCAGUUCUGCAGAACAUUCCCGUUCAUACCAAGCUGAAUGUAACCAAGGUCGGUAAGACUAUGCCGGUGAACAGCAAGUCUGGCUUCACAAGAUCGACGUCAACUUCAUCGGCCCUGUCGGCGGUAUUGACGGCCGGAAAGUCCCUCCUCAAAGACAAGGAGAAGAAAGCGACGAUGCAAUUCACUCAACCAUUCGUUGACGAUAAGAUGGCAGGUGAUGACGAUAUCAACGAUGUCGCCGCUAUGGGUGGCGUUAAUUUGGCUGAGGAAACGCAACGGAUCCUGGGAUCUACCGAUAUGAUUGGUACACAAAUCAGAUCAUGUAAGGACGAGUACCUGGUCCCGCUGUCUCUGAUGCAGUCUCGAUUAAAGGCGGUCGCAGCCAAGCACGGACUCGAGGAGCCCUCACCAGAAGUGGCAGGAAUCUGUUGCCACGCAGUUCACGAACGACUAAAGAACCUCAUAGAGAAGUUGGCUGUGAUCGCUCAGCAUAGGAUCGACACGAUAACCAAGCAGUCGGAUUUGAGGUAUGAAACAACUCAAGACGUUAAGGGACAGCUCAAGUUCCUUGAAGAGUUGGAUAGAGUGGACAAGAAGCGCAGAGAAGACUCUGAAAGGGAGAUGCUACUCAGGGCUGCAAAGUCUCGCUCUAAGAAUGAGGACCCUGAACAGGCAAAAUUGAAAGCUAAGGCUAAAGAGAUGCAGCGAGCCGAGCUAGAAGAGUUACGACAGCGUGAGGCAAACUUGACGGCCUUACAAGCAAUCGGGCCUCGCAAGAAGCCACGUCUCGAUGGACCUGGUGGUUCCGGAGAUAGCGCUCUUGGUGCUUCUAGCCAUGGAUCUGGUGGAAUUUCUGGACGGAGUCAGCUGGCCCUGAGAACACGUCUCAAGCGUAUUAAUCUUAGGGAUAUGAUCUUCCUCCUCGAGCAACAGAAUGAAACGUCCCGCUCACAAAUGCUGUAUCGUAGCUAUUUAAAAUAGUUUCGGUCACGACGUGAAAAUUAUUAGCAUUAUUGAUUUUACCUUAAACUGUUAAAAUGACUAUGAUUACUGUGCAUUAUGUUGGACUGAGUUAAAAUAAAAAAUAACGCCACUUUUCUGUAAAUUAAAAAAAAAUAAUCUAUCCUCUUCAUUGUCUAGUGAAAGAUUUAGAGUAUGUAAUAUGUUCGAAACUAAACUAUCUUAAGAAAUAAAGAAGUAAGUACAUAUAGCUAACUACAUAUUUGUAGACCAUAAAUCACACUAGAAGGCGACACCGAUUAUAUGGUGAAAAUAUAUUUUUUUUUAUAUACCAAGACAUGACGGUUACUUCUGAAACUGGAUAAAAUAUCUGUUUGUCAGAAUUACAAGACGAAAUUAGUAAGUUAUAGGUGGUUGUUACACCCUGUUAUUGCAACAGGUUUAUCCCUAGUUAAUCCAUAAAGAUUAAAUAACUCUUGAUUUAUAUUAACACAUCUAGCAUGGUAGAUUAAAUUUGAAAAUUCUUAAUUUUAUUAAAAAUAUACAUCAUGCUAA